Messenger RNA from Helicoverpa armigera (cotton bollworm), 782 nucleotides. RefSeq names its product signal recognition particle 14 kDa protein (gene Srp14). The record is from RefSeq and is a predicted model, not a curated record. Gene Ontology annotation, cellular component: signal recognition particle, endoplasmic reticulum targeting. Lineage: Eukaryota; Metazoa; Arthropoda; Insecta; Lepidoptera; Noctuidae. Gene Ontology annotation, molecular function: 7S RNA binding; endoplasmic reticulum signal sequence receptor activity. The transcript has 3 exons. The coding region runs from base 170 to 493 and encodes 107 amino acids. Gene Ontology annotation, biological process: SRP-dependent cotranslational protein targeting to membrane.
CGUCAAAACUGUCUUGUCUUGUCAACGUGUCCCGUUCUCGUCGUAUCGUACGAGUCAAAUGGAUCAAAUAAUUUAUUCGUAAAAUGUGCUACUCGUACCUCAGAUAAAAGUUCACAAUUACAAAAAGAUAACAUAUGUUACUAAACAACUCUGAAAUAUAUCUGUAAACAUGGUUCUACUGGGUAAUGAUGAGUUUCUUGCAGAGCUGACAAAAUUGUUUCAAAAAGCAAGAGCCUCGGGAUCUGUUACAAUGACUAUGAAAAGAUAUGAUGGUCGCACUAAGCCAGAACCUCGUGAUGGAAAGCCGGUAGUGAAAAAUCCAGAAUACAAAUGUUUGGUGCGGGCACAAUCAAGGAGUAAAAAGAUAUCAACAGUAGUAGAGCAACGAGACGUGGAGAUAUUCAGUACAGCGUAUUCUAAUUUACUGAAAACAAGCGUGAAUGGGUUAAAACGUUUAAAAAAGCAAAAGAAAAAGGCUAUGGCUACGCAGUAAGCAUGAGAUGAAGCAGACAAUGUGUCAAGACUGAAAUUAAGUGCGCAAUAUAGUGUUAUGAACAAAAUGUGAAGUUGCUAUUUAAUACACCACCGUGAUAUCCUAGCGCGUAGGAUGAGGUCCAUUGAAGUGCGCUCUUCUCUCUGCCGAGAUGUGAAGAGUUGGUCUUGCCUGCAAUUGCUAGUGAUGCAGUCGCAGCUAAGUCAUUGACCAUCUGUCCAAUGCACCCGAUUUUAAUAUCUUUUAAUACUUUGUGUUACAUUCUGCCAAUAAAGUUAUAUCAGCAGUA